AUGGCUGAAAGUGACUUGCUAGCGCUUACUAAAGUAAUAUAUGGAGAAGCGAGGGGGGAACCAUACGAGGGGAAGGUAGCAGUCGCUCACGUGGUGCUGAAUAGAGCCAGAUCGAACGGCACAAGUAUCCAAGCUGAAGCCAGCAGAGCGUUUCAGUUCGAGGGGUAUGCUGCUGCAGGAGGAAUGCCGGAAACUGGUGCACGAGCAGACUGUGAACGGAUCGCUUCAGACGUGAUUGCUGGAAGAACCAGUGAUCCAACCCACGGAUCACGACACUUCUGCACUGUGGAUUAUUAUCCCGACUGGGCUGCUGGAAAGCAACCCUGCGCAGUGAUUGGCAGACACAAAUUUUUCAACAAUGUCCAAUGA
Messenger RNA from Enterobius vermicularis (human pinworm), 369 nucleotides. The record is from the annotation of a GenBank genome assembly. NCBI's taxonomy places the organism in Eukaryota, Metazoa, Nematoda, Chromadorea, Rhabditida, Oxyuridae.